Molecule: messenger RNA, 4380 nt
Organism: Dermacentor silvarum
Lineage: Eukaryota; Metazoa; Arthropoda; Arachnida; Ixodida; Ixodidae
Gene: Uxs
Product: UDP-glucuronic acid decarboxylase 1-like
Exons: 10
Coding region: 366-1721 (451 amino acids)
Biological process (GO): D-xylose metabolic process
Cellular component (GO): cytoplasm
Molecular function (GO): UDP-glucuronate decarboxylase activity; NAD+ binding
Source: RefSeq, a predicted model, not a curated record
AUAUAUAUAUAAUUGCGCGCAAAAUUUUAAGUUGCUUUGAAAUUAGCUGUUUGAGCUAGCGCGGCUUGAGCAACUGGUUGAAUCACGGGUCCAGGUGGUCGAAGUUGGCAAGGUAGUGUUAGCAACAAUGGCUCUGUUUUGCUUUUAGCGGCGGUAUGCGUGUCCACAGAUGCUCGUUUCUAGCUGUGAUUUGAAAUAAUGCUGUGCGAUUCUGCUUUGCUUGAAGUGUACGGAUGUUACCGCACAUGUUAAAAAACUCCAGAUGUCGAACUGAAGAACUGUCUGGGCUAGUCUGGGCAGAAUGUGAGCGCUUCGACGGCGUGCCAAGAGUUCCGACUUAAGUUUCCGAAACUGACCCACGCGUGAUGCGCCGACCAGCUGCACGAAACGUUCCUGCACGGUACCACUUAAAGAUGAAGAUGGCAGCUAUGUACGCGAUAGCGUGUUUUCUCGUACUAGCUCUCGUUGCGCUCAGCUAUCGACAACUGGGGAGCUUGGCGAAGGCUUCCACUACCCUGUCGUUGGGUGUGCCAUCAGCAGCCGGCCCUCAUCCGCCUGUUUCUGUUAUUGCCAAGCAACUGCCUUUAUUGAAGACAGCUGAUGAAGGAGGGGUCGAUGAGAAGGACAAACUGAUUGCCACAAUGGAGCAGAAACUACGGGACUUGGAAGCUCGCAUCCAAAAACUUGAAAAGAAUGCACCAAAGACUUACCCUAUUGUGAAGCAGCUAGACUACAGAGAGAAGAAACGCAUCCUGGUUGCUGGUGGUGCUGGGUUUGUGGGGAGCCACCUCGUUGACUAUCUUAUGCAACAGGGUCACCAAGUCACUGUGGUGGAUAACUUUUUCACUGGCAGCAAGCACAACAUUGAACACUGGAUUGGCCAUCACAAUUUUGAGCUCAUUCAUCAUGACAUCGUCAGCCCAUUGUUCAUUGAAGUUGACUACAUCUACAACUUAGCGUCACCUGCAUCUCCUCCCCACUACAUGAUGAACCCCGUGAAGACAAUCAAGACAAACACACUAGGCACCAUCAACAUGUUGGGGUUGGCAAGACGUGUUGGUGCUCGUCUUUUGAUAACAUCCACAUCGGAGGUCUAUGGGGACCCAGCUGUACAUCCUCAGAAUGAGGACUACUGGGGCCACGUCAAUCCUGUGGGGCCACGAUCCUGCUACGACGAGGGCAAGCGAGUUGCUGAAACCCUCUGCUACGCUUAUGCCAAACAGGAAAAUGUUGAAGUCCGGGUGGCUCGUGUAUUCAACACAUAUGGGCCACGCAUGCACCUUAACGAUGGCAGGGUAGUCAGCAACUUCAUUCUACAAGCAUUGCAAGAUAAACCUAUAACCGUACAUGGCCCUGGCAAGCAGACCAGGUCAUUUCAGUAUGUCAGCGACCUUAUAGAUGGUUUGGUUGCUCUGAUGCAUGCCAACUACUCAAGACCUAUAAAUCUCGGAAACCCUGAGGAGCACACUAUUGAGGAGUUUGCGCAGAUUGUAAAAAACCUUGUUGGGGGAUCCAGCAAAAUAGAAUAUGUGAGUACUGUCAUUGAUGACCCCCAGAGAAGAAGACCUGACAUUACACGUGCCAAGAAAUACCUUGACUGGGAACCAAAAGUGCCACUUUUAGAUGGCCUGAGGAAAACCGUGGCUUACUUCAAGGAGGAAUUGACAAAGAAUAGCAAGACCUAUAAUCCGCAACUAAGUCAAAACUCCACAAAGCUAUAGUAGCACAUCCUCAUGUUCUUGUCACCAUGCUCGCAUUUGUGUUCUAUGCUUCUACAAGCUUCACAGAAUGCCAGUGCUUGGCAGUGCAAUGAAGGGACUGACAGGCUCGCCAAGACUAGUGCUGUUGUGUUGGUGAAACUCAAGUCAGCAGCACACAAAAGUGCCAUUACUUUGAACAUGUCAUUGCAAACAUGAUGUUGUAAUUUUAGUUCCUUUUACUCAACACAAGCUGUGAAAAAGCUUUCUUGCUGAUGAACAGUUUGUGUGUGUGUGUGCGUGCAUGUGUGUGCGCGUGGGUGGGUGUGCGUGUGUAAUGACAUGUGCAGAUGUUCGGUGUAGUUGAUGUGUGCAGGGGCUGUAUUCCAAGACUUUAGCAAAUAUUUUCACCUUUCUGUCACCUCCUUGGAGCUUGGGGCAUCCUCUCCAUCUGCUUGAGAACCAGGCAACAUAAAGGUUUAGGGCACUUUGUAAUUUGCAGCAUUACUUGCAGACAAUUUUCUGUAGCGAUGAAUUGAAAGCUACAGGGGCAGAGCUUUUGCACAUGUGUUACUACAUAGAGUAGUCCGGCAGAACUUGAUAUCGCCUUCGGUUUCUUGGAACAGAUACUGAAUCAGUGUAGCUUCCACAUGCGAUGGUUUAGCAUUUGUCCCAACACAGAAGAAAAAAAAAGAAAAGUCAAAUUUUACACUUAGUGGUGAUUUCGUCUCAUUUUGCCUUUUGUAAAUAAGAUGCUUUUGUUUUUUCUUUUUCAGCUUUAGCUAACGCAGAUGAGAAUCGGGAACUUUUUCAGGAGUGCGCUUACUUGUGUGCAUUUUGCUUCUGUAGCUUUCCCUUCAUUGCCACAGAAAGUUGUCUGCAAGUAUAUAGACGCCCCUAAUGUAUUUCGACAUGGAAAACUAAAAAGGCCUAUACCCUGCAGACUGGUAUAACGUGGUAUAGCUAUGAUAUGUCAUGGGUAGUCGUCCUCCUUUUUUUCUUUUCUUUUGAGUUCCUUUGAUAUCUUUUAAUUGUGAAUGAUAUUUAGAUGUAUAAUUGCAUUUGCAUUUGUAGCACACCAUGCAUAUUAUAAUCUUUGCUAAUUUUGUACAUCUGUCAACUGAAAGAACCUCCUCUCAGCAUUGCAUUUUCUCUUCUGUGCUGUGCUGCGAUGAAGAGUGGCAAUGUAAUCACUCGCACUGUGUGUUUCCUUGUUGUGUUCACUGCAAAUUUAGCAUUGAAGUCAGUGUUAAGGCAGUCAUGCAAUUUGGUGUGAAGCUAUUUUCAUAAACAGAAACAAGUGCGUAGUCAUUCCUGCUUGCAUGUUCUAAACUUCAUUUAAUCCUUGUCCGAGUCAUACGCACUAAUUUUCGUACUAUGUUGCUCAUAUCGGCACAUCCUUACACAACACGUAGGCUGUCCCUUCUUUUGUUUACAUGACUUCCUUGUGCAUUUUAAACCAGCACCAUAAAGUAAACAUUCAAGGAGAUGUUACUAGUCUAAGCUCUACAGUAUAAAUUUAUGAUGGUAGAAAUUUUGGCUUGAAAAUAACUAAUAAUUGUACAUCGUUUUAUUAUUUAUGUUUUACUGUGUUGUGUGCCUGUAUUAAAAUGCUGAGGAAUGUUGUGUGUGUGUGUAAAUGCAUGUGUGUGUGGUUCAGUUAUGUGUGCUGUAUGUGCUGACAAAGUUUUGCGAACGCUGCACAAUCAGCGAUGAGCUUUAAGCAGCUUAUCACACUUUGCACUUUACAUGUAUUUUGAGAUAAUUGACGCAACUCAGAAUAAGUUAUUUUACUUUUUGUCCCAUUUGUAAAAUAUACAGCUGUUAGAAUUAAACCGUGUGUCUAGCAAGUUCUCGUGAAUUAACCAAAAAUGUUACUUGCUUUUGCUGUUGAAACUUUCACACUAGUGAAAAAUCCACUGCAAGUAAACUUAGACAAGACACUUAAUAAAGUAAGUGAAAUGUGAAUGUGCUAACUAUUAGUCACUUGCCUCACUGCUUAUUUGCACUCGCAUAUGGGGCAGGGUCGCUGACUGUGUAACACUUGCUUUACUGUAUAUUGUUGCUUUGCAGUCUGCUUAUUCUGUUCUUAGUAUUCUCACUGUGCCUAAUCACGAAAAGGAACUUAGGAUUGCAUCAUAGUAGGAGUUCUAGUCUAAAAAAAUGUUGCUGCCAAAAUUCCCGAAAGAUGCAUUCAAAGAGUCACAUUAUUGGGCUUAUGUGUUGACUUUGGCACUUUGUUGAGCUUCUGAAGUUAAUCUUCUGAAGACCGGCCUUUAUGAUACCAUCAUGUAGUUUCAUAUCUGAGCACUUGAUGUGCUCAGAUAUGUAUUGUCGACAGCUAAUGCUGCCACGUUUGUUUGUGAUUUUUGGUUUUGUUUUAAUACUGCUGUGAUAUGUCUCGAAGAGAAAGACUAUAUAGGGUGUUACUUUUUUUGAGAUUAUACGGAUUUUUAUAAAAAGGCUAUGAGUGUAGCGAACGUGGCGUUUUGCAGAGGAGUUACUAGGAGAGGCGAACAUACUUUGCAGCAAAUAAAACAAGUUUCCGAAGAAUAAUAAAGACUAACAAAAGUGUGUUCACUUGCUGUUUAACCUUGGUGGCAGUUUUGAAGCUUUGGCGGAAUUAUUAGAACCUUGGGCCAUAUGGCAAACUUGAAAGCCGUCGCAUUUUAGUGCAGCCCCA